CGAUUAGCCCGUCCGACAGCGCUCGGGCACUUUCGGACAGGAGGAGGCGGAGAGCCGAGGCUCGCUCGUGAGGAUCCCGGCUCGGGACCGUUCGGCUCCGCUCGGCUCCUUCUCGGGCGGGCUCGGCUCCCGCGGGUGGCGGGUGCAGGCGGAGCCUGCAGCGCAAGGUUCUCUAGGCCGGGUCGCGUUGCGUCGGAGUCCGGCGGUAUCGGCCUCACAGUAGGGGACCCCGAUGACUGGGGAUCACGGCCGACGCGGCCUUCUAGGCCCUGAGGAGGGCUAGCGCAGAGCCUCUCGGAAACCCUCGUGCGGCCUCGGACCAAUUCGGACCGACUCGGCUCCGCGCUUCGGACCACUUCGGCCCCCCUCGUUUCCGGACUCUAGGCCUCGGCUUGGCUCGACUCGACCGGGCCGCUUCGUGCCGGUUCGGGCCCUGUUCGGGCGGCCCCGGCUCGGCUUGGCGGCCGGCUUCGGGCGGGCUCGGCUCAGCUCGGCUCGGUUCGGGCAGCCCUCCUCGGUCAAGCUCGGCCUGUCUCGGCCCGGCUCGGGCGGCCUGCUCGGGCGGCGCGCUUCGGGAUCCGUCCCGGCCUUCGGGCGGCCCCGGCCGGCGCCUUCGGGCGGGCUCGGCGGAGUCCGGAUGGAGGACUCGGACUCGGCCGCCAAGCAGCUGGGCCUGGCCGAGGCGGCGGCGGUGGCGGCCGCGGCCGCUGUGGCGGCGGCGGCCGCGGCCGCGGCGGGAGGCGAGGCGGAGGAGCCCGUGCUCAGCAGGGACGAGGACUCGGAGGAGGACGGAGACUCGGAGGCGGAGCGCGAGACGCGGCGGGUGACGGCCGUGGCGGUGAUGGCCGCCGAGCCCGGGCACAUGGACAUGGGCGCCGAGGCCCUGCCUGGCCCCGACGAGGCCGCCGCGGCCGCCGCCUUCGCAGAGGUGACCACCGUGACAGUGGCCAACGUGGGCGCCUCGGCGGACAAUGUCUUCACCACGUCGGUGGCGAACGCCGCCUCGCUCUCGGGCCACGUGCUGUCGGGCAGGACAGCCCUUCAGAUCGGGGACAGUCUGAACACCGAGAAGGCCACGCUGAUCGUCGUGCACACGGACGGGAGCAUCGUGGAGACCGCCGGGCUGAAGGCACCCACUGCCCCUCUCACCCCCGGCCCUCAGUCUCCUCCGACUCCUUUGGCUCCCGGCCAAGAGAAAGGUGGAACUAAGUACAACUGGGACCCAUCGGUGUACGACAGUGAGCUGCCUGUGCGCUGUCGGAACAUCAGUGGCACCUUGUAUAAGAGCAGGCUCGGCUCAGGAGGCCGGGGGCGCUGCAUUAAGCAGGGGGAGAACUGGUACAGUCCUACCGAGUUUGAAGCCAUGGCAGGAAGGGCCAGCAGCAAAGACUGGAAGAGAAGCAUCCGCUAUGCGGGGCGGCCGCUGCAGUGCCUCAUCCAGGAUGGGAUCCUAAACCCUCAUGCCGCCUCCUGCACCUGUGCCGCCUGCUGUGAUGACAUGACCCUGAGCGGACCCGUCAGGCUCUUCGUCCCCUACAAGAGGCGCAAGAAGGAGAGCGAGCUACCCGCCACACCCGUCAAGAAGGAUGCCCCCAAGAACAUCACCCUGCUUCCCGCUGCAGCCGCCACAACCUUCACCGUGACCCCCUCAGGACAGAUCACUACCUCUGGCGCGCUGACCUUCGACCGGGCGUCCACCGUGGAGGCCACCGCGGUCAUCUCGGAGAGUCCGGCCCAGGGCGACGUCUUUGCGGGAGCCACAGUACAAGAAGCAGGCGUGCAGCCCCCAUGCAGGGUCGGCCACCCGGAGCCCCACUACCCAGGGUAUCAGGACAGCUGUCAGAUCGCACCGUUUCCGGAGGCCGCGUUGCCAACAUCUCAUCCCAAAAUAGUGUUGACAUCCUUGCCCGCCCUGGCGGUGCCUCCCUCCACCCCCACCAAAGCCGUGUCUCCCGCUGUGGUCAGCGGGCUGGAGAUGUCGGAACAGCGGAGCUGGCUGUACCUGGAGGAGAUGGUCAAUUCCUUGCUCAGCACCGCGCAGCAGCUGAAGACGUUGUUUGAACAGGCCAAGCAGGCCAGCUCCUACCGAGAAGCCGCCGCGGCCCAGGCCAGAGUCCAGGCGGAUGCAGAGCGGAAAGAGCAGUUCUGUGUCAACUGCGGCCGGGAGGCCCUGAGCGAGUGCACCGGCUGCCACAAGGUCAACUACUGCUCCACCUUCUGCCAGCGCAAGUGGUUGAGAGUCCGCCUGCCGAUGCAGGGGACAUGGGUUCGUGCCCCGGUCCAGGAAGAUUCCACGUGCCGUGGAGCCGCUGGGCCCGUGAGCCAUGGCCGCUGAGCCAGUAUGUCCGGAGCCUGCGCUCCGCAACGGGAGAGGCCACAACAGCGAGAGGCCCGCGUACCGCAAAAAAAAAAAAAAAAAAAGGUAACUUGCCGGGUGGACAAAUAGUAAAAAAAUCCCACCCCUGGUGCCUGUGACUUGGAGCUGCAUCUGCGGACACAGCCUCUGCUGCGCAGGGGACCCUGUGCCUGGCGGCUUCCCAAAGCGCCCCAUCCUCAGAUGUCCUCGGGAGGGAGGUGGGCAGGAAUGACCCCCAAGACUAGGGUGUGUGGGACGUGGCAUCUUCCUCUGCGUCUCAGGGCUUCCCGGGGGGCUGCAGGGGUCAGCACAGCGUGGAAGGUGUGUCCAGGGGCUCCCAGCUACGCUCCUGAGCCCUGGCCCGUUCCCGGGGCGGGAGACUUGGGAAAGAGACCCGCAGGUCUGCUUUCCCUGGUGUCACCUAUGGCUCGUGUGCUGAGCAGAGGGCCCGCAUGCCUGCUGCGCUCGGGGACGCUGGGAGGAGCCCAGGCAGCCAGGAGGAGCCGGCGGGGUGGACGGGCUCCUGCUGGCUCGUGAUCCGAGAGGGCGGGUGAUCGGUGGCUCUUCCCUGACUUCGAACCAUCAGAGGAAGAUUCGUGGGUUUAUUUCGUGAUGGAGUUGUUUUAGCCAGAUAGCACUUUGUCUAAAUGCAAGCUGCAGUCUUGGAACCUCUCUUGGUGAAUUGGGCAGGUAUAUUUCAGGUGUAACCUUGUUGACAAAGACUCCAUUUCUUCCGUUGGUUGUGUUGGGUUUGUGCUCCUGUGACUCGCUGCCCUGAUAAAGGCAUAGGCUUUGGUUUUAUUGGGUUGGCCACAAAGUUCCUUCGGUUUUGAAGUAAAAACAAAAGACACAUUUUUCAUGUUUCCCAACAACUUUAUUGAACGACGUAUUCACCGUUUUGUUCCACUACCUUCUGCCAUUUUUCAGCCAACUUCAUAAUUCCAUCUUCCCAAAACUUUUUAUCUUUUUGAGCAAAGAACUGUUCCAGGUGCCUUUUACAGUCUUCCCGAGAAUUGAAAUUUUUUCCAUUAAGAGAAUUUUGUAAAGACCAAAAUCAAUGGAAAUCCGAAGGGGCAAUGUGUGGUGAAUACAGCGGAUGAAUCAGAACUUCCCAGCCAAGCUGUAACAGUUUUUGCCUGGUCAUCAAAGAAACAUGCGGUCUUGCAUUAUCCUGAUGGAAUAUGAUGCGUUUCCUGUUGACUCAUUCCAGACGCUUUUCGUCGAGUGCUGCUUUCAGUUGGUCUAAUUGGGAGCAGUACUUGUUGGAAUUAACCGUUUGGUUUUCCAGAAGGAGCUCAUAAUAGAGAACUCCCCUCCACUCCCACCAUACACACAUCACCUUCUUUGGGUGAAGACCGGCCCUUAGUGUGGUUGGUGGUGGUUCAUUUCGCUGCCCCACGAUCUCUUCUGUUCCACAUUAUUGUACAGUAUCCACUUUUCAUUGCCUGUCACAAUUUGUUUUAAAAAUGGAAUGUUUCCAUUACGUUUAAGUAGAGAAUCGCAUGCAGAAAUAUAGUCAAGAAGGUUUUUUUCGCUUAACUUAUGUGGAACCCAGACAUCAAAGCAAUGAACAGACCCAAGCUGGUGCAAAUGAUUUUCAGGCUUGAUACGGAGAUUUUGAGUAUGUCGGCCUCUCCCGCGUGGGUAUAACGUUGAUUGUUCUCAAUUAUUGUUUCGAU
This is a messenger RNA of Orcinus orca (killer whale), 4035 nucleotides long. It is a transcript of the gene DEAF1, whose product is annotated as DEAF1 transcription factor. Gene Ontology annotation, molecular function: DNA binding; DNA-binding transcription factor activity, RNA polymerase II-specific. Gene Ontology annotation, biological process: regulation of transcription by RNA polymerase II. Gene Ontology annotation, cellular component: nucleus. The record is from RefSeq and is a predicted model, not a curated record. The transcript is spliced from 12 exons. The coding region runs from base 638 to 2335 and encodes 565 amino acids. NCBI's taxonomy places the organism in Eukaryota, Metazoa, Chordata, Mammalia, Artiodactyla, Delphinidae.